GUGGUGGUGGUAGUAGAAGUAAAGUAGUGGUGGUGGAAGUAGUUGUAAAGUAGUCGUGGUGUUAGUAGAAGUGAGAGACAAAGAGAGGUAAAGAUGGAGAGACAGAGAUAGAGAGCGAGGCACAAACUGCUGGAGUUUUAUCAGUUUAUCCAAAUGAGCUGUGCUACUAUAUCAGGAGCCUGAAAUGCCGUUGUUGAGCAGAAGACUGAGAGCCCUGCCAAGGAAACACUCGAAGAAAACUCCAUAUAGCAUAACCAGAGUAAUGGCCGGGUACCAGCGCUGCAUCUCCCUGGCCUUGGUGGGUCUCUUGCUGUGCCACAACUUCCUGGCAGAAAGUACUGCGUGCACUUCCCGCGAAAAAGGUUUUGCCCAUUGCAUCUUCCUCUGCCGUCAUUUCCCCCAUGGAGCACCACAAACCGCUAAUUUGAAAAAAUGGAAAGACUUCCUCGGAGACCCGGACCCCAACCGGCGUAUUCAGUCCUUCCUGAAGCCCAGCGACCUGGGCAGGGUGAAUGCGGUGUGCACCGACGAGGGGGGCCGGCAGUGCACACAGCCAGCAAAUCCGAAUGACAAGAGGCAGAACCUUUGCAUCAGCAGGCAGCCAUUCAAAUAUUUAACAGUGGUCAGCGAUUAUGCCGGUUACCCGUACAUGGUCACAGAGGAGAACAAGCACCUGAUUCUGGCCUGUGACAAAGUGGAUAACAUAUGUCUUCCCACCCACUUCGAGCCAAACAGGGACAGAAACCAAAAUGCCAAUGUCUGUCGAGGCAAAACCAAACCAAAGAUAAAUGUCUAGUGGUCGUUGUAGUCUGCCCUGCUUCUGCCUAUCUGCAGUCAGUCGUUCCUUUUGACAGCAGGGGCUUAUUGUAUCCAUGCUUCAUAUUAUAUACAUCAUCUUAUUUUUUUAACUUUUUUUUCAAAGCUAAAUAUUUUUGAAGAAUUAAUAUGUGGACCAACUUCUAAUUUGACAUAUGUGGUAUGUUAUGAAAAGUGUUUUGGUCUGUUUAAUUAAUUCAAA
Messenger RNA from Gadus macrocephalus (Pacific cod), 1018 nucleotides. RefSeq lists its product as uncharacterized. The transcript has 2 exons. NCBI's taxonomy places the organism in Eukaryota, Metazoa, Chordata, Actinopteri, Gadiformes, Gadidae. Bases 185 to 796 code for a protein of 203 amino acids. The record is from RefSeq and is a predicted model, not a curated record.